This is a messenger RNA of Peromyscus eremicus (cactus mouse), 813 nucleotides long. RefSeq names its product dual specificity phosphatase 19 (gene Dusp19). The record is from RefSeq and is a predicted model, not a curated record. Gene Ontology annotation, biological process: regulation of MAP kinase activity; protein dephosphorylation. Lineage: Eukaryota; Metazoa; Chordata; Mammalia; Rodentia; Cricetidae. The transcript has 4 exons. The coding region runs from base 123 to 785 and encodes 220 amino acids. Gene Ontology annotation, molecular function: JUN kinase phosphatase activity. Gene Ontology annotation, cellular component: cytoplasm.
GGCAAGGUUGGGCUACUCUGUAAGUGGUGCGGUUGUCACCUGCAGGAUCCCGCUUCAGUUAGCGGCGCGCAGUGAGUGCCCUGUUUCUUUGUGCUUGCUGCGUUUCUUCCUCUGCUCAUGUAAUGCACUCCCUGAACCAAGAAAUCAAAGCAUUCUCCCGGAACAAUCUUAGGAAGCAGUGCACCAGGGUGACCACGCUGACUGGAAAGAAAAUGAUAGAAACGUGGAAAGAUGCCACAGUUCAUGUUGUGGAAGCAGAGCCCAGCGGUGGGGGUGGUUGUGGCUAUGUGCAGGACCUUAGCUUGGACCUGCAAGUUGGCGUUAUUAAGCCCUGGUUGCUUCUGGGGUCACAGGAUGCUGCUCAUGAUCUGGAGCUACUGAGAAAGCACAAGGUGACUCAUAUUCUCAAUGUUGCAUAUGGAGUUGAAAAUGCUUUUCUCAGUGAAUUUACAUAUAAGACCAUUUCUAUAUUGGAUGUCCCUGAAACCAAUAUCCUGUCUUAUUUUCCAGAAUGUUUUGAGUUUAUUGAGCAAGCAAAACUGAAGGAUGGCGUGGUUCUUGUUCACUGUAACGCAGGGGUUUCCAGGGCUGCUGCUAUUGUCAUAGGCUUCCUGAUGAGUUCUGAAGAAAUCGAAUUCACCAGUGCUUACUCGUUGGUGAAAGAUGCAAGGCCAUCCGUAUGUCCAAAUCCCGGCUUCAUAGAACAGCUUCGCACCUUCCAAGUGGGCAAAGAGAGCAAUGGCAGUGACCACGUGCCCUCAGUGGACAGGGGCCGUGGCCCAUGAUCUGUACUCUAGCGGUGACCACGUGCCC